This is a messenger RNA of Olea europaea var. sylvestris, 1194 nucleotides long. Its product is annotated as beta-carotene hydroxylase 2, chloroplastic-like. The record is from RefSeq and is a predicted model, not a curated record. The transcript is spliced from 7 exons. The coding region runs from base 121 to 1029 and encodes 302 amino acids. Gene Ontology annotation, cellular component: chloroplast. Gene Ontology annotation, biological process: carotene metabolic process; xanthophyll biosynthetic process. NCBI's taxonomy places the organism in Eukaryota, Viridiplantae, Streptophyta, Magnoliopsida, Lamiales, Oleaceae. Gene Ontology annotation, molecular function: iron ion binding; beta-carotene 3-hydroxylase activity.
CCAUCCUCCUCUCCUAUUUAAACCACCAUCUCAAAAGAAGUCCAGAGACAUAACAUGUGGUCUACAUGAACCCACCAAUCCACCAAUUCAAAGCCUUUCACCCCCUUGGAACCAACGUUCAUGGCGGCCGGAAUUUCAGUCGCUGGUUGUUCUUCAAGAACCAUUCUUUUCAAGCACAACCCAAUUCUCGGCCUGAAGCCCACUAAACUAUUCUCUCCCUCCAUUCAGAAUCUUGAUAAGAUUUUGAGUUGUAAAUGGAAGAAUAACUUGACUGUUUGUUUUGUGUUGGAGGAUGAGAAAUUGGAAUCGAGUGGAGAAUUGGAGAGGAACCCAAUUGCAGAGGAGAUUGAGAGAGAAUUAUCUGCAGCCCGACUGGCUGAGAAAUUCGCUAAGAAGAAAUCAGAGAGAUUUACUUAUCUCGUCGCUGCUGUUAUGUCCAGUUUUGGGAUUACUUCUAUGGCUGUCAUUGCUGUUUAUUACAGAUUUUCCUGGCAAAUGGAGGGUGGGGAGGUGCCUUAUGCAGAAAUGUUUAGUACAUUUGCUUUAGCAGUGGGGGCUGCUGUAGGUAUGGAAUUUUGGGCAAGAUGGGCUCACAGAGCUCUCUGGCACGCAUCCUUGUGGCACAUGCACGAGUCGCACCAUAGACCAAGAGAAGGCCCUUUCGAGCUCAACGACAUUUUUGCCAUAAUCAAUGCUGUUCCGGCCAUAGCCCUCCUCUCCUAUGGUUUUUUCCACAAAGGCCUUGUUCCUGGCCUAUGCUUCGGAGCUGGUCUUGGAAUUACGGUUUUUGGCAUGGCCUACAUGUUCGUCCAUGAUGGUCUUGUUCACAAGAGAUUCCCCGUGGGGCCCAUUGCAAAUGUACCAUAUUUUAGAAGCGUUGCUGCAGCUCAUCAACUUCAUCACUCGGACAAAUUCGAAGGUGUCCCAUAUGGACUGUUCCUAGGACCUAAGGAAAUUGAAGAAGUUGGAGGGCUUGAAGAAUUGGAAAAAGAAACGAGCAGAAGAAAUAAAUUUUCUAAGAAUUCAUGAUGUUUUGUGGGACACAUGUUGAAAAAUUAUUAGAAUGAAGAAAAUUAGCGGGAAAGUAAUGAAAUUGUUUUGAUUUAAUCUUCUUCUUGUGAAACGAAAAAUUGAUAUAAAAAAUCAGCUACUUGUAUAAGGAUAAGAAGACAUUAAAUCGUUAAUGACUGUGAA